Molecule: messenger RNA, 411 nt
Organism: Dibothriocephalus latus
Lineage: Eukaryota; Metazoa; Platyhelminthes; Cestoda; Diphyllobothriidea; Diphyllobothriidae
Source: the annotation of a GenBank genome assembly
UAUACGUACCUGUGCUGUCUCCACAAACGUCCCCAUUGUCACCCCGACACCAAUCCCCUCGACGGCGUUCAUAAACACCCCCGUAAGUGGUACUUGCCCUCCGAAUGGCCCGCCGUCGACUUCACCCACCUUCACCGCCUCCAUUAUCCCUACCACAGACCCCGCAACAACGACAAAUUCCACCUCUCCAACCCCAACACUCAGUACACCCAGCCACCCACUAUCCUCAUCGCCACUGCCCCCACUAUCAGCUGUGUGCUCUUGUCCCUAACCUGUCCUCAUUACGAUUGUGCUUUGACCUUACGCGUCGGCCUAGUUGGUCACUUACAAAUCCGCCACACCGAGGCCAUUGAACCAGUACCAGAAGCCCUGACAUACGCUCGCCGCACCUGCCUCAACUGUCCACACUAA